AUGGCGAAAAGAACCCAACCUGAUUUGUCGGACUCCAGCGACAAGGCGCCGGCACCCAAGCAACAGUGCCUGCAAUUCGAGAUCCCAGAAUCGAUAUCUCAGUGGAAAAAGCAGGCCGAGAGCCUCAGAGUACAGAACACGUCAAUAAAUCAGAUGGAGACCCUCCAAUCUGGUUCCCGUGUCGUCAACGAGCAGCACCUAUCCUUCCGGGUAGUCUGGCCGACAUGCAAAUCGAUCAAGAAGAUUCAGAUCCCUAACCAAGCGAAGGCCAGGGAGAUUCUUAAAAAGAUGGCCGGAUUUAAAAACUUUCUUGACCAUAUUGCUGACAGAAAUGAUGACUCCCCGCGACAUACUCUAGGCACUUUCCAGCUCGUACGCGAAGCCCAAAUUCAGGCAGGUAACUGGAUGCCACCACAACCCAAGGAAGCCCAGGGCCAGAGCCAGAUCUUUAUGUCGCAGCCGACUCCCACAGGUACACGACAACGAUCGAUGUCUGCGGCCUCGCAUCCCAGCGCAGUGGCGGCUUCUAUAGCCUCUCUAGAAAGCCUAGGGUCGAACAACGAUUAUCACAACCAGUUAUGGGAGCGAACAAACGACGGGCAAAUAGUGAAUGAGGCACUACUACUAUUCCUUCGUGCCUUCACAAUCAACACACUAGGUAGCCGUUGUAGUUGGAGCAGCGAACGGCUUGCCUUUAAGAUCAAAUACCACCGCGCCGAAAUGGAGUCUCGCAGGGACGGCUAUUUAGGGCUAUGCGGACAUGACAAGAACAAGGAAGCAUUCGUUAUCCUCGAAGCUAAAGGCCAGGGUCGGACUCGGAAGGGGGCUGGUAUGUCGGUCUAUAAACAGGAAUCUGCCGAGAUGGUCAAUUGGAUCAUGCACGACGAGAAGACACCACGCCAAGUACCGUUGGGCAAGAGGUCAGAAAGUCCUGGACCCGUGCUAAAACAGUUCGACUUACGUUCUCUCUUGGCCUUCCGGGGGGGGGUACUCUUUUAUUCUACGCGUGGUACUGUUUACAUGCCCAGGGAAGGGCCAUGUCCGUCGUCUCCUAAAUGUACAAAGUCCGAGUUCUAA
Molecule: messenger RNA, 1077 nt
Organism: Aspergillus versicolor CBS 583.65
Lineage: Eukaryota; Fungi; Ascomycota; Eurotiomycetes; Eurotiales; Aspergillaceae
Exons: 1
Coding region: 1-1077 (358 amino acids)
Source: RefSeq, a predicted model, not a curated record